UGGUUCCUCGGAGGGGAUGGAGCGCCGAGGCCGGAGGAGGAGGAGCUAGGCCGCAGAGGCGCCGCCCUCUCGUGCCAGGACAGGCCGGGGCCUAGCUUCGCCUCAGAGGAAGCCUGAGCCCGGUUAUGAGGAUUUGCAGGCAAUUAAAUGGCUUAUUUGCUGGACUCCUGAAAACGAAAGAUUUUGGAACAACUGCAUCCCAUAUAUCAUUUUCAGCAAUUUGGAAGCUUUGGGACCAGCCUCUUCCUGGACUUCCUGGACAUCUUUCAGUAGUAGCUCAGAGCAAUAGUAUUUUCACAAUGCCGGAGAUGUUUGACAAGAAGGUUGAACUUGACCUCAACGUCCCUCAUCCCAGGGUUCGUGGGAUGACCAGACUGAACAGAGAUGCUUUCAAAAAGAAUGUUGUGGUACCAGCAAUUAAGGUGAACAAAGACAUCACAAACAAACUGGUGAAGUCCCUUAAGGAGGUGAUGAUCAAGCGACCAGGUCUCAAGAGAGUUAUUGAAGACCCAGAAGAUGAAAGCAGAAGGUUCAUUUUGUUAGAUCCUCACAAAAUGUCUGCUGAUGGUUCCCUUGGUGAACCUGAGAAAGAGAUCUUAAAGAGCUUUAACAUUAACCCCGAGAUAAUCAGUUACAACGUGGAGCUGACAUACGACCAUUUCAAGGCGGAAGAAAUUCUGCAAGCAGUGCUUCCUGAAGGCCAGGAAGUGACCACAGCGUUUAGCAGAGUCGGACACAUCGCUCACUUGAAUCUCAGAGACCAUCAGCUACCUUAUAAGCAUUUAAUUGGCCAAGUUAUUAUUGACAAGAAUAAUGGUAUCACCUGUGCUGUAAAUAAAAUCAAUACCAUUGAGAGUGCUUAUCGAAACUUCCAAAUGGAGGUGCUGGCUGGAGAUGAGAGCAACAUGACAACAAAGGUUAAAGAAAACUACAUCUCCUACGAAUUUGACUUUUCCAAGGUCUACUGGAAUCCCCGCCUCUCCACCGAACACGCACGCAUUGUCAACCUCUUGAAGCCUGGCGAUGUUCUCUUUGACAUCUUUGCUGGGGUGGGGCCCUUUGCUAUCCCUGCAGCAAAGAAGAACUGUAUUGUGUUUGCAAAUGACCUCAAUCCCGAGUCCUACAAGUGGCUGCAGCACAACUGUAAACUGAACAAAGUGGACACAAAAGUGCAAGUCUUCAACAUGGAUGGCAGAGAGUUCAUGAAGGGGCCGAUGAAGGAAGAACUGGUCAAGCAACUCUCUCUGAAAGAGCGUAAAAGUUCCCUACAUAUCAUCAUGAAUUUGCCAGCCAUGGCCAUUGAAUUCCUGGAUGUUUUCCAGCACCUUUUGGAUGGAGAACCCAGCGGCACAGAGCUUCCCACAGUGCAUUGCCAUUGCUUUUCCAAGCAUGAAAAUCCUGCACAGGACGUUCAGCAACGAGCCGAAGCUUGCUUGAGAACUUCCUUAGAGGGCUUGUGCUCGGUGGAGCUGGUGAGGAACGUGGCCCCCAAUAAAGAUAUGAUGUGCAUUAGCUUCCGUCUUCUUGCCAAAGUGUUGUACAAGCCACCAUCAUCUCUGGCAGGUGUGGAUAAUACACAGCAACCGGAAUCAAAACGCCUGCGCUUAACUGAAGACGCCCUUGAAGAAAAAGUGAAUCCAGUGGUAUAGGAGCCUUUUUGUGGAUCACUAAACAAAACAUUAACUCAUCUUUCAAGGUGGGGAAAUUGGGUUGGAUUUGCUCAUCUGAAUAUAUAUGAGCAAAUGUUGAAUAGCCACCUCUGGAAACUGGAAAUCCAGAUGCUAAGCUCAAGUGCUGAUUAUGGGUUCUUUUUUAUUCCUUGAAAGUUGGCCAGGGUCCAUUUUAUUGAAAAAUAAUUAAAAUGUAUUUUUUCACCAUG
Molecule: messenger RNA, 1879 nt
Organism: Anolis sagrei ordinatus
Lineage: Eukaryota; Metazoa; Chordata; Lepidosauria; Squamata; Anolidae
Gene: TRMT5
Product: tRNA methyltransferase 5
Biological process (GO): mitochondrial tRNA methylation; tRNA N1-guanine methylation
Cellular component (GO): mitochondrial matrix; cytoplasm
Molecular function (GO): tRNA (guanine(37)-N1)-methyltransferase activity
Source: RefSeq, a predicted model, not a curated record